GCGAUUUACUAUAUGUCAGCGUCGCCUGGCAGAGCUUCGAAAGGUGUCUGCUUCGUCGUGCGGCCAUGAGAACGAUUUGGUUUGUAAUUGAAAAAUAAGAUACUAGACGAUUGGCUAUCCUAUUUCCUUUUUAUUGUGCCAAUUGAUUGCACUUAGUUAUAAAUCAAACCAAGUUGAAUAGCGAGUGCUUGUUGCUUUCACACAGUGAGGUGAAGUCGGGGUGGAGGACGGGGGAGAGUAUAGUCGGGGGCUGCGGAUGAGUUCGGAGCAUUGCCCGUCGCCGCAGAAGCCGGAGGUGGUCAAGCCGGUUUCGGAAAAACGUGGACAACAGGAGAUAACAUCGAAAACCGACAAGGAUCAAGGCGGCAUGGUCACCACAAAGGGAGCAGGGCUGAACCCCAACGCCAAAGUCUGGCAGGAGAUCCCUGCGCCCCAGAGCCAAGUCACGGAGGGCACCCACUGGCUAGAGACUACCCCCGCUUCCGAUGUCCCUGAGGGUUACUCAGAGGCUCCCCCUACUCGGGGUAAGGUGUACGGCACGGGGUACUCAGACCCCUCCUCGGACAGCAGUGCCCGUUUACCCACAGAGGGUGUACUGAUCGGCAUGGACCCCCCUGAACUGGGGUACCCCCUCUAUGACUCUGUGACUGAGUCAGCAGUGGAGGAACAGCAGCCCCUCUCUGAAGAGAGCCUGAGAGAGUCUCUGAAGAAACAGCUGGAGUUCUGCUUCUCAAGAGAGAAUCUGUCCAAGGAUCUGUACCUGAUGUCCCAGAUGGACAGUGAUCAGUUUAUCCCCAUCUGGACCAUCGCCAGCAUGGAGGGCAUCAAGUUCCUCACCACCGACAUGGACCUCAUCCUGGAGGUGCUACGAGCUUCACCCAUGGUACAAGUUGACGAGAUGGGGGAAAAGGUUCGGCCCAAUCACAAGCGCUGCAUCAUCAUUCUGAGGGAGGUGCCAGAGACCACACCUGUAGAGGAAGUGGAGGCCCUCUUUAAGAAUGAAAACUGUCCCAAAGUGAUAAGUGUUGAAUUUGUGGCCAACAACAACUGGUACAUCACAUUCCAGUCGGACACCGAUGCACAGCAGGCCCACAGAUAUCUAAGGGAAGAAGUGAAAACGUUUCAGGGAAAUCCCAUCAUGGCUCGUAUCAAGGCCAUCAACACAUUCUUUGCGAAGAAUGGCUACCGUAGCGUACCGGACUCCAGUGUGUACAGCCAGCAGGGCCAGUCUCAGUCCCAGUACAGCUCUACACCCCUCUACAUGCAGCAGGUGUACAGCCCCCAGCAGCAGUACCCACUCUACCCCCUGGUGCCCCCCACCUGGAACCCAUCGCCUGCCCCUUACUUCGAGACCCCACUGGCCCCGUUCCCCAACAGUGGCUUUGUGAACGGCUUCAGCACCCCUGGGAACUACAAGACUGGCAACAGUCCCCUGGGCCUCGGACGACCGCCCUUCAACAGAAACCGGAACCACGCGAAGAGCCAGCCCCGGCCGUGUGAUGAGGCCUCUCCUCCCUCUGUUACCCCUGUAUCCCCCCUGGUGGACGGCCUGUCUGGCCCCUCCAGCGCUCUUCCUCCCCGGACGGCAGGGGCUCCCCUGGGCAGCACCCCCGAGCCUGGCCCUGCGCCCCCCUCCCUCACCUCCCUCACCAUCAGGGACACCCUCCCACUGGUUGCAGAGGGGAUGCCCAAUGGAGACCUGGGCAUUGCUGGCAGGGGCAGGAGAGGCAGCUACAGAGGGAUGCGGAGGAGGAGAGAGGACGAGAGGAUCACGAGGCCCAUCCCUCUGAGCGAGAUAAAGGUUCCACAGCCCAAGUUUGAUCUGGCUGCCUCCAACUUCCCUCCGUUGCCGGGGUGUGUGGUCAGCACGCAGGGAGAGCCUGUGCUAGAGACUCGCAUGUCUGAUGUGGUUCGAGGCCUGAAGGUGACCAGCGACAAGCCUGAUGUGAGUAAGGAGUCUGUGGCCCCUCCUGCUAGUGCCCAGAAGGAGACUGUGAGUGUGCCCAGUCCUGUCACGCCGGCCCCCAAACCCCCCACCCCUCCGGUCGUGGAGCCCCCUGUUCCAAGUGUUGCUCAUCCGGUGAAAAAAGUAGAGAAGGCUGAGCCUCAUGUCCAAAAGGAGAUGACUCCAACCCCCGCACCACCCUCUUCUCUGCCAACCCCCACACCACCCUCUUCUCUGCCAACCCCCUCACAGCCCGCCGCUGCUACCAAACCCACCCCUACGCCCACCCACAGUCAGUCCAUCUCCACGGCAACACCAGUCCCCGCCACUACCACACCUGCACCGGAGUCAAGGAAACUGAGCUAUGCUGAGAUGUGCAAGCGGCCAGCCACCCAGCCCCCAGAGCCAAGCACCUUCCCAAAACCUCCCACCUCCUCAGCCAGCCAACCCCUGCGGGAGCUGCGGGUCAACAAGGCCGACGAGCCCGCCGCCUCCUCCAGCAGCAAUGGGGAUAGGUCGGAGAAACCAGAGCGGUCUGGAGAAGGCCGGCCCCACCGUGACCCACUGGGCUCAUACUGUGGGGUCAAUGGCCCUGCCCGAUCCGGAGGGAUGGGCCUAAAGUACCGGGAUCAGCAGAGAGGUGCGUCCAUGAGCCGACGCAUCUCCCCCCAGGGCUGGGCCAGACGGAGUGGGAAGGAACAGAACAUUCCCCCCCGGUCACCAAAGUAGUUUAAACAACAACCAACAGACUAACAGGAAAACAAACAGAAAUCUAUAUAAAUAUAUAUGUGUAUGUAUACGUAUGUGUGUGUGUGUGUGUGU
This is a messenger RNA of Coregonus clupeaformis (lake whitefish), 2767 nucleotides long. Its product is annotated as la-related protein 4-like. Lineage: Eukaryota; Metazoa; Chordata; Actinopteri; Salmoniformes; Salmonidae. The record is from RefSeq and is a predicted model, not a curated record. Gene Ontology annotation, cellular component: cytosol; cytoplasmic stress granule. Gene Ontology annotation, biological process: positive regulation of translation. Gene Ontology annotation, molecular function: mRNA 3'-UTR binding. The coding region runs from base 257 to 2674 and encodes 805 amino acids. The transcript is spliced from 16 exons.